Gadus morhua (Atlantic cod) is the source of this 3545-nucleotide messenger RNA. RefSeq names its product dihydrolipoamide S-acetyltransferase (E2 component of pyruvate dehydrogenase complex) (gene dlat). Gene Ontology annotation, biological process: pyruvate decarboxylation to acetyl-CoA. The record is from RefSeq and is a predicted model, not a curated record. NCBI's taxonomy places the organism in Eukaryota, Metazoa, Chordata, Actinopteri, Gadiformes, Gadidae. Gene Ontology annotation, cellular component: pyruvate dehydrogenase complex. Gene Ontology annotation, molecular function: dihydrolipoyllysine-residue acetyltransferase activity. Bases 173 to 2092 code for a protein of 639 amino acids. The transcript has 14 exons.
GGUAGGACACAGACCUACCGUAAAGCGUUGUGUUUUGGACUGGGAGGUCAUCAGAAAGUGAGCAGCACGGCCGGCUUUAGGGGACAGAAGCAACGUAGCACCUUAACUCUGAUGCCUGAGGUUAACACGUACAUAAUUUACUAGAUCAGUGUAGUAUUUCCAUUCCGACGAGAUGUUCCGGUUAAUCCUGCGGCUCAGGUCGACCGCUGGGCUACCCUCUCCCCGUGUCCUACAGGGCCCCGCUGAGCUCAGUACGCGCUCUGGAUCCGGGAGCUGUCGCUCCAGACGGUUUCAAUCCGGAGGGACUGCUCGGGCUGCCUACCAUGGCACCAAGAGGGUCGUCUAUUCCCAUACAAUGUCAUCUGCCCUCCGGCGUGCUCCAAUCGCAGGCUGUCAGACCAAGCGGUUCUAUAGCUUACCACCACACCAGAAGGUGGAGCUGCCAGCUCUGUCUCCCACCAUGGCGACUGGAACCAUCGCUCGCUGGGAGAAGAAGGAGGGGGAGAAGAUCAACGAGGGUGACCUUAUAGCCGAGGUGGAGACGGACAAAGCCACGGUGGGCUUUGAGCUUCUGGAGGAGUGUUACAUGGCCAAGAUCCUGGUCCCGGAAGGAACCAGAGACGUGACCAUCGGCGCCGUCAUCUGCAUCACCGUCGACAAUCCGGACCUGAUCGCAGCCUUUAAGGACGUGACGUUGGAAUCCCUUGCAGCAUCCGGGGCGUCUGCCUCACCGGCAGCCUCUCCUCCUGCUGCUGCUGCCCCUGUGGCCGCCCCAGGGAGCUCCUACCCCACGCACCUCAAGAUCCAGCUGCCGGCCCUCUCGCCCACCAUGACCGUGGGCACGGUGCAGCGCUGGGAGAAGAAGGUGGGGGAGAAGCUGAGCGAAGGAGACCUGCUGGCGGAGAUCGAGACGGACAAGGCUACCAUCGGCUUCGAGGUGCAGGAGGAGGGCUACCUGGCCAAGAUCAUCAUCGCCGAGGGCACGCGGGACGUCCCGCUGGGCACUUCCCUCUGCAUCAUCGUGGAGAAGGAGAGCGACAUCGCCGCCUUCAAGGACUACGUGGAGACAGGUGUGGCCGACGCAACCGCGCCCCCUCCCCCUCCAGCGCCGGCUGCUGCUCCCUCCCCCUCCCUGGCCCCAGCCGCCCCCGCGGCCGCGCCCCUCGGUAGCCGGAAAGGCCGCGUGUUCGCCAGCCCCCUGGCUAGGAAGUUGGCCUCCGACAAAGGCAUUGACCUGGCCCAGGUCAGCGGCUCCGGCCCAGACGGACGCGUCACUAGGAAAGACAUUGAGACGUUUGUCCCUCCCAAGGCUGUCCCUACGGCGGUUGUGGCUCCUUCCCCGGCCCCUGCUGCUGCUGCUGCUGCUGUGGCCCCUGGAGCCAAGGCGGCCCCUGCAGGGACCUACACAGACGUCCCCAUCAGCAACGUCCGCAGGGUCAUCGCCCAGCGGCUGAUGCAGUCCAAGCAGACCAUCCCCCACUACUACCUGUCAGUGGACGUCAACAUGGACCACGUGCUGGAGCUCAGACAGGAGCUCAACGCCGAGGUGAAGGCCCAGAACAUCAAGCUGAGCGUCAACGACUUCAUCAUCAAGGCCAGCGCCCUGGCCUGCCUAAAGGUCCCCGAGGCCAACUCCUCCUGGAUGGACAGCGUCAUCCGCCAAAACCACGUGGUGGACGUGAGCGUGGCCGUGAGCACUCCCAACGGUCUGAUCACGCCCAUCGUGUUCAACGCCCACACCAAGGGACUGGCCGCCAUCUGCUCCGACGUCUCCGCCCUCGCCGCCAAGGCGCGGGACGGCAAGCUGCAGCCGCACGAGUUCCAGGGAGGAACCUUCACCAUCUCCAACCUGGGGAUGUUCGGGGUCAAGAACUUCUCGGCCAUCAUCAACCCUCCUCAGGCCUGCAUCCUGGCCGUGGGCGGAGCCGAGAAGCGCCUGCUCCCUGCCGACAACGAGAAAGGGUUUGACGUGGCCAACAUGAUGGCCGUGACACUGAGCUGCGACCACCGCGUGGUCGACGGCGCCAUCGGCGCUCAGUGGCUCGCAGAGUUCCGCAAGUUCCUGGAGAAACCCGUCACCAUGCUCUUGUGAUUGGACAGUGCCGUGACCCCGAACGCCGCGAUAGGCCGAGACCUCUCUUCCACUCCUCAUCAAUCUGAUCGGUGCAUCCAUCGUCGAGCCAAGCGAGGAUAAUCACACUCACCCUCCCACCCCCUUACCGGUCGAAGGGACAUAACUCUCGAUCCAGUGGUAUCCCUGUCCCUGUCCCCCUUCCUGCACCUCUCUGGUCCCCCACCCCCGUCAUUCAUCCUCUUAUUUAUUGCGGCUCCCAAGUCUCGCACCAGAUCAGAAUUAGAUACCGUAUCGCCCCAAAGUUGAGAGCGGCCGUUAAGAUGUUUAUCUUUUAUUGAGGGAAUUGUUACAGGCCGGCGGGGGGGAGGAAGAUAAAUAUAUAUAGAAAGAUGUGUGUGUAUUUGCGUGCGUCCACGCAGGCUAGGUGGUAUCGAUUGUGGGACGGGGAUAAGGGCCUCUAGGUGUUUAGCUCAAUGUCUCCACUCCAUGACCCUGUGCAAAGAGGUUGUUUUUGUGUACUGGCUCCUUGGGUGGGGAAGGCUAUUCUUUAAAAGAGAAAUGUAUGAAAUGUAAGUUGUAUUUGAGAAAUGUUGCGCAAAUAAGUAAAACAUGUUUCUCGUGUUCAGAUACUGGUCGUGAAUUCAACAAUUCUCAUUUCAAUUGGUAAUUUACUGCAACUGUUUUUUUGCGUCGUUUUCUUCUGUAAAUGGUUAUUCCAGCGAGUGUGCGCCACUGUUUAAAGAUUACGGUGCGUACAAAUCACAUAGCAGCACUUGUUUGAAAUGUGGUGGCGGUAAAAAAAAAAAUUAUACUUGGUAAACGUAAUCUCAACUGAGGUGCUAAACUGUAAUGCUGAUAUACUCUCUCACUGACUGGGAUUUCAUCUGUGAUUUCUCUAAACGCACAAAAUGCUGGUCCAGAAUUUUUUUGACAGUCGGUGAACAAAGUGGGGGAAGGCAAAGGGUUUCCCAUAGGCUAUUUUGGUUUGGAUGGGCAUAACGAUUUCUUAUGAAAACCCAAAUUGAAGCAUUUUAACUAACUAAAUGUGUUUGUAAAGACGUUUCAACAUUAGACGCUGUUUUGUCCUGUGACCUUACUCUCAAAAUUGUAGUUACUAAUGACGUAAGGUAGGGCGUACCAUAUAAAAUCCAUAACUCAAAACAAGUCAUUUAAAAACAUUGGCCCUCAAUGCAUACAACACACAAAAAAUAGCUUUGGUUUCUAAGCUGUUUUCUUAUGUCUGUUAUAUUUCUAAGUUGUACCCAUGUUUAUCUUGAUGGGAACACGAGGCUUAAAAGGAUGUUGCUAGGAAUGUAUUUUCUCGCAGCCACGAAUUUCAAGUCGCAAAAACUGAAAGGAGAAAACGUCAAGAUGGCUUUGUCCUUCGUCGUGGAGAUGCCAUGUAUGGAGAUCAUUGCAACACGUCUCAUAUCCGAACGCUAGGUUAACCGAAUAAAGCAGCUGCAAUAGA